Messenger RNA from Plasmopara halstedii, 1470 nucleotides. RefSeq lists its product as hypothetical. NCBI's taxonomy places the organism in Eukaryota, Oomycota, Peronosporomycetes, Peronosporales, Peronosporaceae. The record is from RefSeq and is a predicted model, not a curated record. Bases 1 to 1470 code for a protein of 489 amino acids. The transcript has 12 exons.
AUGGCGGACAUCGGCAGCUACUCACCCCUCACAGGUUUUGUAUUCAUCUUUAACCUUAUUGUGGGCGCAGGUGCCCUCACCAUUCCACACGCUUUUGCCAAUGUCGGGCUCAUUUACGGAGCCAUCCUGCUGUCUGUCCUGGCAUUCGUCAGCUAUGUGACAGCCACCUUUAUGAUCGAGGUUAUUGCUGGUGUGAACGCGCUCAUUCGACAGGAUGAUGGCAAUGUGGACGAGAAACAACCGUUGGACGAGUUGAGUGAUAGCGACGACCACAUAGCGGACACGGAGUUUGUACCGCUAAUGGUCGCCAAUGAAAAACAAGAUGCGCUGAAGCGCCUACUGCGAACGAAAACGAAGAGCGACCAGAUGUUUCACUUUGACUUAUCCAAGAAGAUGGAACUUGCCGAGAUGGCAAAGUUAUUGUUCAAUCACCAAGGAGUCGUCGCGUUUUAUGCAUGCAUCACUGUGUAUCUGUAUGGUGACCUGGCUAUAUAUGCCGUCGCCGUUCCCAAAUCACUGCGAGAGAUUAUCUGCCCAAGGCCCACGGCAGAUGCUAUCGUCUGGCAGUGCUUUGAUAACUUAAACAGCUCAAAUUUGUACCGUCUUUUUGUUGUGCUAUUUGGUCUCCUUGUCGGGCCAUUCACGUUUGGCCACGUGUACAAGACGCGGAUACUGCAGCUUGUGUCAACACUCAUCCGCCAAGCUUCAUUUGGGCUAAUGAUCGUACUGGCCAUUAUUGGGAUCACACAUGGUCACGGUCGAAGUAUUGCUGACGUCGUGAGUUACGAAAAGCCGGCCAGCAUUGCCACCUUCUUUGGUGUCUGCAUCUACUCCUUCAUGUGCCACCACAGUAUACCAGGUCUUGUGGCACCUAUUACAGACAAAUCGAAAGUUGCUAUAAUACUUGCCUCAGCCUUUGUGGCGGUUUGUAGUGUUUAUUUCGUUCUGUGUGCGUCAGCAAUCUUCCGAUUUCGGCCAGAAGACGUCGAGGAUGUGUACACACUUAACUUCAAGGAUUAUUCCGUAAAAGCAUUUGGAUACUUUCUUGGUCUCUUUCCGGUGUUUACGCUAAGUGCAAGCUUCCCACUUAUCUGCAUCACGCUUCGCGAAAAUAUCCACCACCUUGCGUCAAGCUUGAACGAGUCGGUGCAACUAAGUGACGCAAUUACGCCUUUAAGUGGGUUGUAUGGAUUUUUAAAAAGUCAUACAUGCGCACUUGUGGCGCUUCUGCCACCGCUCGUGGUCGCGUUCUUCACUGAAGAUGUGUCGAUGUUAGUGGGUUUCACGGGUGCAUAUGCUGGCUUGGGCAUUCAAUGGAUAGUCCCUACAUUCCUCGUUUUCUGCUUGCGCCGUCGACUGGAGGCCGAAUGGAAGCAGAUGCAUCCAAUGGAGGCAGCUGUUACACAAGCAAUGUGUUUGGGGGUGGCAUCUGGUGAUUUGCAGCCAAUAAGCAAUUUUGGUUUAAAUUAA